This is a messenger RNA of Pectinophora gossypiella (pink bollworm), 807 nucleotides long. RefSeq lists its product as uncharacterized. The annotation marks the transcript as partial. The transcript has a single exon. NCBI's taxonomy places the organism in Eukaryota, Metazoa, Arthropoda, Insecta, Lepidoptera, Gelechiidae. The record is from RefSeq and is a predicted model, not a curated record.
CCCUUUAGGACCUUGACGGCUGAUGAGGCUGCUAAAAUAGAGCAGGCCAUUGACGACCUUUUGCUUGAGGAACUCUUCAAGCCCACAUCCCCGGAUUCGCCAGACUACAAUGUAGUGGCUUUUAGGGGUAAAGCCUUCUGCAGUGAAGGGGCGCUGAAGAUGUGGUGCGAAGACGACCUCGCCGUCCAAUGGCUGAAGCAGAACAUCAGCAAGAUACCGUCGCCCCGCGAGGGGUCUCGUCUUGUCGUUGUGCGGCAGAGCGAGAUACCUCGCAGGGUGAAAGCGGGGAUGUUCGUACCACGUUUUGAGUGGACCGGGAGUGAUUGCAUGGAUAGGCUGCUAACCAUUCUCGAUCGGCAAAACAAGUGGUACGACGUCCAAUCUUGGACCUUGUACAAAGCCGAGCCACAGGGUGAAAACCCACCGGGAAUGUUCCUGGUCCUCGGUCUACCACAGGAGGAAGUGGAUAAAAUCAAGGCGAGAGAUCGACGAGUCGCCUACAGAACAGGCUCAAUCUACGUCCUCUUCUUCAAUGAGGCGCACGGAGGUGGUCUCCAUAGUGAGUCAUCGAAGGCGCCCAUUGAUAGUGCUGUGAGGGAGGCCCCAACGGGCCCAGACCCCACGGCUGUGGCUACCAGUAGUCACGGCCCAGCACUACCUCAUCCGAGCUCGCAGCGCCAGACCAUUCCGGCAACGGAACGGAGCGAUCCAUGCUCGGUGAAUGCACCCGGCGCGGUCUCAGGAUCGCCGCCCAGUGCACUAACCGAGUGGGACGAGCGGUUGAUGACCGAGGAGGAAGUGGACGCG